Molecule: messenger RNA, 1187 nt
Organism: Notodromas monacha
Lineage: Eukaryota; Metazoa; Arthropoda; Ostracoda; Podocopida; Cyprididae
Source: the annotation of a GenBank genome assembly
AUUGAUUCUGUAAGUUUUAAAUUAUCUGUUAAAAAUAUCCACAGAUAUACUGUAUAUAUAUAUAUAUGUCAGGGUGAUGUGGUCAUCGUCACAUCACCGUGACAUACGUAUAAAAAAAAUAAUGACCUUCAACGAUGCGAAAUUCCGUUGGACCUGGACAAAUUGCGUCCGAAGCGAAUGUCCUUACGGAUUACUCUAUACCUUAUGCUUUCUUUCCUUGAAUAAAUCCCGGCCCUUCGCAAGUUAAUCCCCAGUAGGAGAAAAUUUUUAUUUCGCCCAACAAAUCACCAGCAACCCUUUCAUGCGCGGGCAUAUAUUAGUGCCCGUGCUGGUGUUAGUUUAACCCCAUCUAAAUUCCACGAGUUUCUCGGAAUCUCGCCGAACAUGAUGUGAUUUAUUAGCGACAUCUUUCCUCCAAGAACUAGACUUAGAUUCGUGACCGGCAUUUUCGCAACUGCCAAAAAAUGGGUAGUCAUGGCAAACCAGCGACGGAGUCCAGGUACAGCUCCUCUCUCGGAGACCCGUAUGGCUGCGACAAUUUCGUCAGCGAGGCGAAUCAGCCUCCGCUGGAACCCUACGGAGACAACAAUGACCCUUUUGCCAUCAAAGCUCGGAUGGAAGCGAUGAAAAAUCGACCCCGACCAGGAACCGGAGAUGACCAAGCUGAGUACCAACCCCUAUGUGAGCCAAUUGAGGAUAUGGAAGAUUUUCCCAUGGAAAGUGGAACUCAAAAGUGCCUGGUUUCUUCCAUCACCAAGCAUGAAUCUGUCAUUGCAGCCGCUAGAAGUUUGGCACUCGUUUUAAUGACCCUGAUUGCUAUCUGUGCUUGUGCUGUUCUGGCAGCGGGUGUGGUUUGUCUCAUGCAAUACCGCUUCAACCUGUCGCUUUCGGUCGUCGAAAUCAUGGUCGCAAUUGCCUUGUUCAUCAUUGCUGGAUGCGGUUUUUAUUCAGCCUGGAGCGAACAGCCGACGUAUUUGUGGUGGAGUGUGGCUUCGAUGACCAUUUUAACUGCUGCUGUGUUGUCAGUCGGUGUCGGAAUGAUCACAUCCAGACAUAAACUCGAGUCUGAAGGUUUCGAGCAGGACUUCAAAGCCAGAGCUAGAUUAGCUUAUGUCGACGGAUCCGAGACUAAUAGAGCUUACAUAGACGCCAUUCAGGAGACGCUUCAGUGUUGCGGAGCCAAGUGA